Molecule: messenger RNA, 4194 nt
Organism: Benincasa hispida (wax gourd)
Lineage: Eukaryota; Viridiplantae; Streptophyta; Magnoliopsida; Cucurbitales; Cucurbitaceae
Source: RefSeq, a predicted model, not a curated record
UUUUCUUAAAUAUAACGAAUUCCAAAUCUACCCCUAUCACCAGUUUACAUAAUUACCCUUCCAAUUUCUUUAUGUUUCCUUUUACGACAGUUCCAAAAGUCGACAUGGCGGCAUAAGAUUCCGACACGUCGACAUUUUUCUUGGGCCAAAUUGGCCUUUCAGUCCAUCCACUUGCCGCUCAUCUUUCUCAAUCCUUCACCAAUUUAAAUGUUCAAAUCCAUUACUCUCUCUCUUUUUCCUCUCUCUUUAAUCGGUUCCUCCGCCGUGCUCCGCCGUCUCGAUUCGCCGGACUGGAAUUUCCGUAUCUCCGAUUUGGCUAGGGUUAGUUCCGGUUCCACUACCCCACGCACAUUCCUUAUUUACCGUUCUUUCGAAUCUCACGAUCUGCGGAUUUCCGGAUUGUACCGAAUUCUGAAUCUGAGACUGAAAGGUGUCCUUCAUUUGCCUGUGGUGGAAUUCGAGUAGAGAAGCUUCGACCUGUUUCGACAAAAUAGGUAGAAGGUCACGGGAAUCACUUGUGUAAGCUUGGUGAACAGUUGUUUUGAAAGGACGACGUAAUCGAGAAGUCUGUCUUUCGGUUAGUUUUUCUUGUUUCUUUGUUGAGUGCUUUCUAUUUGGCUCUUGAGGAAAUUUCGGGAAAGGAAAAGAGUACAGAAAUGAAUUUGUUUGUUUCUUUGUUCUUGUGCUUCUGUUGAAUGUACUGAGGUAUAACGUUAAUCGAGAAUUUUCGUUUCUAGCUUUGUGCCACAAGUUUCUCAGCUGGAAGUUUGGGGGCUUUUAUUUUGUUUUGCUGUUAAAUGCUAAUGAAACUGAGAAAGUUGCAACCCCAUUAGCUUGAUUUUUGGUUGCUUUGAUAAUGUGAUUUGAAAAGCCAAGUAUUUCAUGUUAUGGCUGGCUAAUUGGUAUGGUAGUACUUUCACCUUUUUCUUUUGGCAAGAGAAAGAAUUGAGUAAUUGGAAAGAAUUUUUGUUUAUAUGUAUUUAUUGGUGUUUCUACUGUUGUCUGUUGCAGUUUGUCUGCAAUAUCAAGUCUCUGGAGUUAUUGCCUGGGCUUGAAUCCUUUGCUAAAGCAGAUGUAACUGAGGCGCGUGAAAUAAGUUGCUAGGAAAAGUGAUCGCCAUCCAGGAAAGAGCCAAGUAUUCAAAUCUCAACAGGAGCAGAUUACAUGCACCAUGCUCUCACUUACCUACCUUACAUGUUGGUUGAACUAUGUAAUAUGGUUUAUACCAUUUCCUACAUCAGGUUGAUUUAGCUGAUUCUCCCUUGUUUUUGGUCAUUCUGUAGAGUCAAAAUGAAAACAGAAGUGAUGGUUGGUAAAAUGAUUUAAAAAAUUGUAGUCCACGCUUAAGUUGAAUUGGAAGUUCUUUAGUUUAGGCAAGCGUAAUAGCAGAAGAAAUGUCUAAAGAGACUGAAUCCAGGAGGUCACCCAGUCCCGUUGCCAAAUUGAUGGGUCUGGAUGGGAUGCCAGUGCCGCAUCGGCCGUCUUAUAAACAACAGAAGAAGACGCCAGGGAACCAUUCGCAGAGGACGGUAUCACCUGAAAAAUCUCAAAGGCGUGCUGCAUCUGACGACAAUCAAUUGUAUGCACGAAGUUCAAGGCAGCAGCAAAAAUUUAAGGAUGUCUUUGAGGUACAGGAAACAUCGAUGAAAGGAAGCAGCAGUUUCUCAGUACCCAAGAUUGCAAAUCUGAAGCCUGCUCGAACAGAGAUGGAAUUUAUUCAUAAGAAGUUCAUGGAUGCCAGACGUCUUGUAACUGACGAGAAGCUACAGGGUUCCAAGGAAUUUCAUGACGCCCUUGAAGUACUGGAUUCAAACAAGAAACUUCUACUGAAAUAUCUUCAGCAGCCAGAUUCUCUAUUCAUGAAGCAUCUUCUUGACAUAAAUGAUGUUCUUCCCCACUCUAAUUGUAUUCAUACGGUAUCUAUGAAAUCAUCAGAUGAUGAGAAUCAUGGGUGCCAUGACUCUGGUAGGAAGUCAGUGAGGAGAAAUCCACGGAAGAAGCACAGAAAAUCUCGCAAACAUUGUAGCGGUCAUAUCAGCCCCUCUGAUUCUAAUUAUGUUGCAAAAUGUCCUGUUGAAAGUUCUAGAAUUAAAUUAGAGGACGAUGAAAGAAUGUCUAUCUUCCCAAAAAGAAUUGUUGUUUUGAAGCCAAAUCUUGGGAAGGCACAAAAUUCUUCCAGUGUUAUAUCAUCCUCGCAUGCUUUUCAGUCUGAUUGUAGAAAGCCAUCAGAAUCUGAAAGGACAGAGAUCAGGGGGAUGGAAACUUUGAGAACGAAGAACCAUGAUGACGAUCCAGGGGUAUCAAGUCAUGAGGUUAGAUCUUCUAAAGAAGUUUCCAAGAAAACUAGGCAAGUGAGAGAAAAUUUUGAAUAUGGUUCCAUGAGUUCAUCUCUUGGAAUAGCAAGACAUGAUAGGAAUGCAAGUCCUUUUAUUGGGAAUGAUUUAGAGGCUGGGAAAUGCAAUACCAGCGAUAUGUUUGGCUUAAAUGGUCAACGCCGGUCUUCAUCAUUCCGUUAUAAACAGUCAUCCUUGAGUGCAGAGGCUAAGAAGAGACUAUCAGAAAGAUGGAAAACUACUUGUGACUACCAUAAGACGGGUGUUGUUAGUAGGAGUUGCACACUGGCAGAGAUGCUUGCCAUGCCUGAGAAGGAAAGUACACCUGCAUAUAUGGAACCAAGGUAUCGAGGAGAAUCUGGCGGCAAAGUUUUUAAUGACCAGUGCAUCGUACCUUUUGGCAUAAGUAGUAGGGAUGGCUGGAAGGACAUCUGCUUAGAGAAAUUAUCUAGGUCAAGAUCUCUUCCUGCCUCAUCAACUGCCUUUGAGAUUGUUAAAACAAAAUCCAAAUCUCUGAGGAUGGAUCCACUUGUGAUACCAAAAGAGGCCUUCAAGUGGGAAAGAAAGGAGGCAAUUAGCGAGAAUUUAUGCCAAAGGGAACAUAUAGCCCACAGAAAUUCCAGACAUAGGAGAAGGAAAUCUCAUAGUUCUAUCUGUUCACUUGAGGAAUUUAACGACCCUGUACUGGAGAUUUGCACUAGCCAGAAUCAAGACAGCGAUUUUAAAGACAAUGAACCAGCCGAUGGGAAUCUGCUGGUUGUUGAAGAAUCAACACAUUUCCCGGUGAAGGACCAAACUCAUGUUCUCGAAAGUUGGAUGGAUUUGAGAGUGAAAUCUGAUGAGGCGAUUGUAUCCUCUAAUGAGGAACUUCAACCGGAAUUGUCGGUUCAUUCAGUGGUAGAAGAUAUUUCUCCCUCUGGGGAUCAAGAUUGUUUUAUCUCUAAGGAAUUGUCGCCUGAGGGAUCUGAAGAUACUUCAUUCCAUUUGAAAUCUAUAUCUGGAUUAGAAUCUCCUGUAAGCUCAAAGGAGGCUGAUCAGCCCAGUCCAGUUUCCGUUCUGGAACCUCCUUUUACAGAUGAUCUACCGCCUGGUUCUGACUGCUUUGAGAGUCUCAGUGCUGACCUCCAUGGGCUUCGAAUGCAACUCAAGUUACUCAAGUUAGAGACAGAAGCUUUCACUGAAUCUGAAGAAACACAGCACAUCUCGAGGGAUGAAGAUGGAGUGGAAGGUUCCAUUGGGUUUCCAGAGGAGAGAUAUGCUUGCAAAGUUGAAGAUAACUGGGAGUUUUCAUAUCUAACUGAUAUCUUACAGAACUCAGCUUUUAAAGAUACCGACCCCGACAUAUUCAUUGCAAUGUGGCACUCUCUGGAAUGCCCUGUUGAUCCUUCUACAUUUGAGGAGCUCGAGAAGAAGUAUGCGGUUUGGUCUUCUCAACCAAGGUCAGAAAGAAAGCUACUUUUUGACCGUAUAAAUUUAGGAAUAUUGGAUAUUUACCAAAAAUUCACUGACCCUUAUCCAUGGAUAAGGCCCCCAACAAUUCAAGUAGGGCAUAGUGAAGAGCUCUUCAAUAAUUUGUGUAAGUUUCUAGCUAAGCAAGUGAAGAAAGUAGAUGAAGACAUUGUAGAGAAAGUGGUGGGGAGGACAACGCAAUGGUUAGUGUUGGGGUAUGAUGUUGAUGUAAUAGGCAAGGAGAUCGAGAGACUAAUGGUAGAUGAACUCAUAACUGAGGUAGUUGAUAUGUAUUUAUAGAUGAUGUAGCUCUCAUGUCGAAAUAAGAUAUAAAGCCUUUAAACUUAAUGCAUGAGGAGCCGCCCCCCCCCCCCCCCCCCCCCCCCCAAAAAAAAAAAAAAAAAAAAAAACA